Molecule: messenger RNA, 2275 nt
Organism: Ipomoea triloba (trilobed morning glory)
Lineage: Eukaryota; Viridiplantae; Streptophyta; Magnoliopsida; Solanales; Convolvulaceae
Product: ATP-dependent zinc metalloprotease FTSH, chloroplastic
Exons: 5
Coding region: 1-2139 (712 amino acids)
Biological process (GO): proteolysis
Cellular component (GO): chloroplast thylakoid; membrane
Molecular function (GO): ATP binding; metalloendopeptidase activity; ATP hydrolysis activity
Source: RefSeq, a predicted model, not a curated record
AUGGCGUCCACAACCAAAUCUCUGCUCUCCUCGAGUUUCUUGGGUGGAACGCAGAUCUUCACUUCACCCCCAACCCCCAAAACCACCACCAAACACCUCCAAUUCCACUCCAGGAGGAGAUUUUUAGCCCCACAAUCUCUCAGCAAGGAAUCGAAGCUAGAUAGCUUCAAGGGUCUUUCUUCAAAGGCCACUCUUGCUGCUCUUUUGUUCUCUUCUAUUGCUCCACAAGCAAUUGCGCUUGAUAACGCUACCCCUGCUGCUCCGCCCACUGAAAUUCAAGCGGAAAUUCCCCAGCCCACUGCCUCUAAUGCGUCGCCGUUUUCCCAAAAUGUUGUCUUGAAUGCCCCCAAACCCCAGGCCCAGCCCGCUUCGGACCUCCCUGAGGGGUCUCAGUGGCGGUACAGUGAGUUCUUGAAUGCUGUGAAGAAGGGGAAGGUCGAGAGGGUUCGGUUUAGCAAAGAUGGGAGUGCCCUCCAGCUCACCGCCGUGGACGGGAAGAGGGCCACGGUUAUUGUGCCCAAUGACCCGGAUUUGAUUGAUAUCUUGGCGAUGAAUGGGGUUGAUAUAUCGGUUUCUGAGGGGGAUGGUGGAAAUGGGCUGUUCAGUUUUAUUGGGAAUUUGCUUUUCCCUUUCCUUGCUUUUGCCGGGCUUUUCUUUCUUUUCCGGCGGGCUCAGGGAGGACCCGGCGGUCCGGGAGGGCUUGGUGGGCCCAUGGAUUUUGGCCGGUCCAAGUCCAAGUUCCAGGAGGUGCCAGAGACUGGGGUUACAUUUGCUGAUGUAGCCGGUGCUGAUCAAGCCAAAUUGGAAUUGCAAGAAGUGGUAGAUUUCUUGAAAAACCCUGAUAAAUAUACUGCCCUGGGUGCCAAAAUCCCUAAAGGGUGUCUUUUGGUUGGGCCACCUGGAACUGGGAAGACCCUUUUGGCUAGAGCAGUGGCUGGUGAGGCUGGGGUUCCAUUCUUUUCUUGUGCUGCUUCAGAGUUUGUGGAGUUAUUUGUGGGUGUUGGGGCUUCCAGAGUGAGGGAUUUGUUUGAGAAGGCCAAGUCUAAAGCCCCCUGCAUUGUGUUCAUUGAUGAGAUUGAUGCAGUGGGAAGGCAGAGAGGAGCAGGGCUUGGGGGUGGAAAUGAUGAAAGAGAGCAGACUAUUAAUCAGCUCUUGACUGAAAUGGAUGGGUUCUCUGGCAAUUCAGGGGUCAUAGUUUUGGCAGCAACUAACAGGCCUGAUGUUCUUGAUUCGGCAUUGCUGAGGCCCGGUAGGUUCGAUAGGCAGGUCACGGUUGACAGACCUGAUGUUGCUGGUAGAGUGAGGAUCCUUCAGGUGCAUUCGAGAGGAAAGGCUCUUGCGAAGGAUGUGGACUUUGAGAAAAUUGCUAGGAGAACACCGGGUUUUACUGGUGCUGAUUUGCAAAAUUUGAUGAAUGAAGCAGCCAUCCUUGCAGCUAGGCGUGACCUUAAGGAAAUAAGCAAAGACGAGAUCUCUGAUGCGUUAGAAAGAAUAAUCGCUGGCCCAGAGAAGAAAAAUGCUGUUGUGUCGGAUGAGAAGAAAAAAUUGGUUGCUUACCAUGAGGCUGGGCAUGCUUUAGUCGGAGCACUUAUGCCUGAGUAUGAUCCUGUUGCCAAGAUCUCCAUCAUUCCCCGUGGCCAAGCUGGUGGUCUUACCUUCUUUGCUCCAAGUGAAGAAAGACUCGAGUCGGGGCUAUACAGUAGAAGUUACUUGGAGAAUCAGAUGGCUGUUGCCUUAGGUGGAAGGGUUGCUGAAGAGGUUAUCUUUGGAGAAGACAACGUAACAACCGGUGCCUCAAAUGACUUCAUGCAAGUUUCGCGGGUGGCAAGACAAAUGGUCGAGAGGUUUGGCUUCAGUAAGAAGAUCGGACAAAUAGCCAUCGGUGGACCUGGAGGAAACCCGUUCUUAGGUCAACAGAUGUCGACCCAGAAAGACUACUCCAUGGCAACUGCUGAUGUGGUUGACGCGGAGGUGAGAGAGCUGGUGGAAAGGGCAUACUCAAGGGCAAAGCAGAUCAUUACAACUCAUAUUGACAUCCUACACAAGCUUGCUCAACUGCUAAUCGAAAAGGAAACUGUUGAUGGUGAAGAGUUCAUGAGCCUCUUCAUAGAUGGAAAGGCUGAGCUAUUUGUUGCUUAAUCUAGCAUUUGAAUCUCAAUGAUGGUGUACAAAGAUUUUUGCGUAGCAGAUGGUGAUGUAUAAGCCAAUACAAUAUAAAUGUAAACAUUAAAAAUUGACAAAUUGGGAAUCAGAAAUUGACAUGAGCAUUUUACCA